This is a messenger RNA of Microplitis mediator, 675 nucleotides long. Its product is annotated as homeobox protein Hox-D3-like. The transcript is spliced from 3 exons. The coding region runs from base 1 to 675 and encodes 224 amino acids. Lineage: Eukaryota; Metazoa; Arthropoda; Insecta; Hymenoptera; Braconidae. The record is from RefSeq and is a predicted model, not a curated record. Gene Ontology annotation, molecular function: DNA binding.
AUGUCAUCUUUCCAUCUUGAGUCGACAUGGGAGGAAUUCAUGAACACACCGGAAAUUCUAUGGUCAGCUGGGCCAGGAGAAUCGAGUUCUCCAUCCUCCAGUUCUGAUGAGGUCCAGUCUCCUGAUCAUCCUCUGGGGAAUAUUUCCAAUGUGGAUUUUGAGUUGACAUGGGAGGAUUUCAUGAACACACCGGAAAUUCUAUGGUCAGCUGCGUCAGGAGAAUCGAGUUCUCCAUCCUCCAGUUCUGAUGAGGUCCAGUCUCCUGAUCAUCCUCUGGGGAAUAUUUCCAAUGUGGAUUUUGAGUUUACAUGGGAGGAAUUCAUGAACACACCGGAAAUUCUAUGGUCAGCUGCGUCAGGAGAAUCGCGUUCUCCAUCCUCCAGUUCUGAUGAGGUCCAGUCUCCUGAUCAUCCUCUGGGGAAUAUUGCCAAUGUGGAGAGUGAUAAAACAAAAACAAAAGAUCAGAAACCAAAAAGGAAUCGUCACAAUUAUAAAGAAGACCAACGUCUCCAUUUGGAAGACUUAUAUUCGAGGAAUCGAUAUAUAUCGCGGGCAGACAGAAUUGUUGUUGCAGCCAUAUUUGGGCUUGCAGAAAAACAGAUAAAAGUAUGGUUUCAAAAUCGUCGGCAAGCUGAAAAAAAACAACGGCAGAAACAAUUAAACGGCAGCAAUUAG